Messenger RNA from Adineta ricciae, 2520 nucleotides. Lineage: Eukaryota; Metazoa; Rotifera; Eurotatoria; Adinetida; Adinetidae. The record is from the annotation of a GenBank genome assembly.
AUGCCAAAAAAUCUAACUAAGUUCAAUACAAGUUGGUUCAGUAGGGUUGAUUCUGACAACAACCCGGUACAAAUAUGGCUGAAAAGUGGUUCAACAGAAACUACUUUUAGAUGUAGUUUAUGCCAAACAAAUGAUCUGAAUUGUGGAAAUCAAGGCUGGAAAGCAAUUGAACAACAUAUGAGUAAUUAUAAGCAUAAAAAUAUUCUCAAUCAAUGGAAACAAAAUACGAAAUUUACUGUUUUAUCAUCAUUAUCACCAUCGUCACGCCCAGCUAAUGCGUCAAACUCUUCUUCUAUGUCUGUUCCAGUUUUAGAAAAGAAUCACAAAGAUAAACUUCUGAGUUCAGAAGACCAGAUAACAAAAGCUGAAGUUUUGUGGUCGUUAAAUGUUGCACAAAAAGGAUUUAGUUAUAGCUCGUGCAACGAAUUAAACGAGCUGUUUCCAUUGAUGUUUCCUGACUCUUCUAUCGCUAAAAAAUUUAGCAUUCAAUCCGACAAGAUGUCUUAUGUGAUUUCACAUGGUUUAGGACCUUAUUUCAAAAAACAAAUGCUUGAAGAUGUUAAAAAAGCUGACAAAUUCACACUCAUAUUCGAUGAACAAACAAAUAACCAAAACAAAAAGCAGUUAGAUAUGUUUUUUCGCUAUUGGUGCAAUGAAAAACAAGGUGUUGUGAAUCGUUUUUAUAAAUCAGUUGUAUUAGGUCAUGCAUAUGCAACAACACUUCGUGAUGUUAUUUUGGAAUCAUUUGCUACUGAUGGAUUAAAUUUGAAUAAGCUCCUUAUGCUUGGUAGAGAUAAUCCAAAUGUGAAUAUUUCACUUGAAAAUUUGAUCAAUACAGAAAUGAAGAAACAAGGUGGAUGCUUACUGAGAAUUGGGGGUUGUUCCAUUCAUACCGUUCACAAUGCUUUCAAAAGUGGUAUGACGUCAUCCAAAUGGUAUGUGGACAAUUUUUGCUUGGAUCUCUACUCUUGGUUUAAAUGUUCACCAGCUCGACAGGAAGAUUUCCAAAGUGUAGUUGAUGAUAUUGAUUCUGCAUUAGAAAAAACGAUUUUGUAUUUUUGUAUCACAAGAUGGGUUUUGAUGGGAAAAGUUGUCAAUCGAAUUCUAAUUCAAUGGGAAGUUUUAUGUGAUUAUUUUCUUCGUUUUUUACCCGAGAAACAAUCUUCUCAAAUUCAAAAAAACAAACGUUUUGAUAAUAUCAAACUAGUUUUAUCAUCGAAUUUAGCAAAAGUCAGACUCAAUUUCGUUUUGUUUUUAUGUCAAAAUAUAUUCGAUCGAUUUUUAACAUUUUUUCAAUGUGAAGAACCUUUGAUUCAUUUAUUAUACAAGGAACUUACGGAGUUAUAUCGAAAUAUUCUUUUGGCAUUUUUAAAACCAGAUUCUGUUCAACAGAAAUCUGGGUCAGAUCUGUUAAAUGUUGAUCUUGAACAAUCUUCUAUAUGGCUAUCAGAUAAAGAAAUUAGAAUCGGUGAACAAACAAGAAAACUGGUACCAUCACUUAGUUUCGAUGAAAAGAAAACUUUUUAUGAAGAUAUCCGAAAGAUUUACAAAUCGAUUGGUGCUUAUUUGAAGAAAAAUCUUCCUCUCAAUAAUAUGUUGCUGCGAGAUUUACAAGUAUUAAAUUGUUCAUCAAGAACUGAUUUAUCAAGUGGUGAUCAAAUUGUUCGAGUAGCUCGAGCUAUUCCUAAUUUACUGAAUGAUUCAGAUAUUGAUGCUUUAGAAAACGAAUGGCUUUUAUACUCUAUCGAAGUGAUUGAUCGAUCAUGGUUUGUCAAAGAUGAAUAUGUUGAUUUGAAUGGUAACAAUCAUGUUAAAUAUCAUCGUAUUGAUGAUUACUGGAACAAAGUGUUUGUAAUCUUAACCGAUAAAGGUGUACCGAAAUAUCCAACAAUGACCAAGCUUAUAAAAAACGCUUUGAUUAUUUCACAUGGUAAUGCCGACGUUGAGAGAGGUUUUAGUAUCAAUUCGAAUAUUGUCACGGAAAAUCGAUCAUCAUUAUCUGAAUCCUCAGUAAAUGGACUGAGAUUAGUCCAUGAUGGAGUAAAAUUUUUUGGUGGUGGAUCAGCACAUAAAGUAGUUGUGAAUACAGAUAUGAUCAAUGCAGUGAAGAGAUCAUCGAGUGUUUAUCGGGAAGAAUUGAUGGCAGAGAAACUGUCAAUUGCUCUUUUCAACAAAAAGAAUGCCGAAAAAGAAACUAUUCAAAACGAAAAGCAACAGCAUCUUGAAGAUGAAAAACAGUUAUUGAACAAACAGAAAAACCUUGAAACUCAGCUGAAAGAAGCUGAGUCUUUAAUCAAAGAAGGAACCAAUCGAUUAGAAGGAGCGUUAAAAAGUGGUGUUUUGUCCGAAGUAUACGCAGCAAAUCUUUUGAUUUGUGGUGGUCGUGAAAAACUGGUGUGUGUUAGUGAACAACAACAGCAGUUGACCGACGAACUUGAUAAACUUCGAUUGAAAAGAAAGGAUCUUUUUCUUCACGAGCAAUCAAUAACAAAAAAGAUGAAAAUAUGUGAACAAAAAUAA